UGGCUCGGUAUUGUUGGCAGUAGUUGUACAAAUUCUUCAGUGGCGAGAAAUAAUAAGAACCCCUCCCGGCUUUUGGUGUUAAAUAAGUGAGGAAACCGCCAGCCAAUCAAAAUCCAAAAAUGGCGGUGAACGUGUAUUCCACAAACGUAACAACUGAGAACCUUUCUCGGCAUGACAUGCUGGCUUGGGUCAAUGACUGCUUAUCUAGCAGCUUCGGCAAGAUUGAAGAGCUGUGCACUGGGGCAGCCUACUGUCAAUUCAUGGACAUGCUCUUCCCGAACUCCGUCCCAUUGAAGAGGGUCAAGUUCAAGACCAACUUGGAGCAUGAGUACAUCCAGAAUUUCAAAAUCCUGCAGGCAGGUUUUAAGAAAAUGACUGUAGAUAAGGUAAUUCCUGUAGAUAAGUUAAUAAAGGGACGAUUCCAAGACAACUUUGAGUUCUUGCAAUGGUUCAAGAAGUUUUUUGACGCCAACUACGACGGUUCGGGGUAUGACGCCCUGGAGGCGCGGGGUGGCAUAUCGAUUGGGUCUGGCGCCAACGACCACCACCAUCACCACGGAGGUGGAGGUCUUGUCGCCAAGCAGCCUCCCGCUCACCUCAGCAGACAGGGUAACGGUCACGGUGUACGAAGGCCAGUGCCUACAAAAGUGAACGCAGUUCGACCAACCCCAGUCAGUAAGCAAGCUUCGGUGGGUAGUCGAGGAGACACCGGAAAAGUAGAUGAACUCAACAAUACGGUAGUCGAGUUGAAGGUGACCAUCGAAGGUUUAGAGAAGGAACGGGACUUCUACUUUGGCAAGCUGAGAGAUAUCGAAGUCAUGUGCCAAGAGAACGAGGAGGGAAAUCCCAUCAUCCAGAAGAUCCUAGAUGUUUUAUACGCAACAGAGGACGGUUUCGCGCCACCCGAUGAAGGUGAAGGUGUUCCUGGUGAAGAGGAUGAGUAUUAAAAAAAGAAUGAUAUAAAAAGAGUGCAUCAAACAAAGCCGUUCAAAAUUUUGUGACAAGUAUACACCACUACAUAUUAUCCUCUUAAUAUUUCUUCUCUUAUUUUUUUUUUCUCCGUCAUUCAUUUAUUUUGAUACUAUAGGGUUUUAUUUAUACGCGUUUUAUUAAACACCAAAAUGAACUGUUAAUGAUUUGAUUGUUUAAUAAUACUGUGAGAUUUAUAUUCGUGGAAAGAAAAAUUAUUUUGUAACCGUUGCGAAACCAUCCUUUUUCUUUCAUAUUUUUUUUUGUUGUUUUAAAUUAACUAUAAGUAUGUCUAUGUGCUUCUGAGCAGAAAUUAAUCAGCGCAAUACUUCGACAGAAAAUAAUAAUGAUAAUCAUCAUCAUAAUAAUAAUAAUGGCAAUGUUUUUCAUUUUUUUACAUAUAUAAUAUAUUUAUAUAUUUUCAAUCAAAUCCUUUUAGGUUUAUAAGUUUCAUUGCAAUCGGUUUCUUUUUUCUGUGUUGAAUGUUUGCAAACAAAAUUUAAUAAAUAAUGAUUUUAUUAAAAACAAAAUGGACAAAAAAAAAAUCGAAAAUAUUCGACACGACUUUCUGCUUUUGUUGGUGCAUGUCGGAAGCAUCGCGUUGUUUGCGCUUUUCUUUUUGAAGCGAUAAUAAAAGGAACUGUUUAAAAUGGAAUUGGCAUCUUUUCUUGAUCAUCCUGAGAAAACUGAAUCACAAAGAACAAUUUUCGUUCGAUUCUGGGAAUCCUGUUUUAUCUAACGAUGAGUGAUCUUUGUGAUUCAUCGAACAGGUGUGUCUUAUUGAAGGAAUGCUGGUUGCCUAGGAUAUUGAUGGUUAAACAAAAUUACUGCGAUUCUUUUUACCAAAAGGAUCGUAUUAAUUACGUACGAUUUUUACAGUGUAUUUCUCGUUAUGCUUAUUCAUAUUGUCAUUAAAAAGAUGUUGCCUUUUAUUUAAUAUUU
Messenger RNA from Nicrophorus vespilloides, 1911 nucleotides. RefSeq names its product microtubule-associated protein RP/EB family member 1 (gene Eb1). The coding region runs from base 120 to 947 and encodes 275 amino acids. The record is from RefSeq and is a predicted model, not a curated record. Gene Ontology annotation, cellular component: microtubule plus-end; cytoplasmic microtubule; microtubule organizing center. Gene Ontology annotation, biological process: spindle assembly; regulation of microtubule polymerization or depolymerization; protein localization to microtubule plus-end. Lineage: Eukaryota; Metazoa; Arthropoda; Insecta; Coleoptera; Silphidae. The transcript is spliced from 6 exons. Gene Ontology annotation, molecular function: microtubule plus-end binding.